AUGCCGUCCCGCAUUGGAAACAGAGGAUUGUCCACGGGUCCGGGCAAUGGCUACGAAGCCCACUGCGCGUCGAAGGGGAAACACGUCCUCGUCAAACCUCUCAGCAUCCCACAGAACCCCGUCCUCCCUACCGUCAAGCGCCGCGAAGUGAAGAUUACCAGAUCUACCGCUAAUUUCUCACGCCCUCUGGAGAAGUGCAACGACCACCAACAUGCUCUCCAGAAGCCCACCGAGCCGCCGAUGCGCGUCCAGGUCGAAGAUGACGUCUCCAGUACCGUUGCGCAGGUCGGCUGCUCAAGUACCGUUGCAGGCCCUGGUGCCCGCUUCCUCCCUGGCUGCUCUGGCGGAAAGCACAAGGAGAAGCAGAUUGUCUCGAAUGCCAUGAUGCAGGCCUACGUCAAGAUGCGCGGUCCUUGUAUGGGAGGCAACGAGGACCCUCUGUUCGACUGGAUUCGACUCCGCGAGGACCUGCCUGCGCGAGAAUUCCGCAAGGGUCACAAGAAGGACGUCUCUAGAAUGCUGGAGUUGAUCGACAAGGCUCUUGAUCCCCUGAACGGGGGCGGCGACUCUCCUCGUGACGCCGUCUUCGAAGUCGAGCGACCCGACAUCCAGCACAUCCAGCCUCCCGCGGACAUGGACCUCUCUCUUCAUGCUAUGACGGCUUCCUGUGCCGACUUUGUCCUGGACGAGGAAGACGAAGAUGACGAGGAGGGCAACAUCCCCAACGGUCGUAUCUCGCCUUGCACGUUCCUCGACUGGGCCAAGGACUGCAAACGUUGGGACGACCAGGAGAUCAAGCUCCCGUUCGAAGAGGUCGGCGAUAAAGAACGACAACGUCCACCCACGCCCCUGGUCCCCGCCACUCCCAAGGACCACUUCCCCCAUUACUACAACGGCGCCGUGGAUCAGGUCGACGAGGACUCUGGCGAGAUUCUCUCGCCGGCCUACGAUGUACCCUCGAGCCCGUCCAUCAUCUACACUCCGCCGGGCGUUGCUACGAACCUGUUCCCGUCGGCAACCUUUCAGGCGUCGUACACCCGCAUGGCGCCUCUAGCAGCCAGGGAGUUCCGAAGAGCGCAGUAUGGCGGUCCUGAUUGCAAGAAUAAGGCGCCCGAUAAGGACGAGUACUACUCAUAUACCGAAGUAGAAACCGCCGUAGCAGCCAUGCCCGACGCCGGCUCCGAGCUGCCCCACUACCUCUCGCAGCAAUGGCUCGCCGUCCGCGCCAACGAGGCCACCGAAGCAGUCGUGCACACGCAAACCAUAGCGCAGCGCCAGCGCAUCGCCAACCUCGAAGCCGACAUCCAGAAACUAACCCAAUACCUCCCCGCGCUCCAACAGCAACGCGCGCGCCAGGCCGGGUACGCACAGCAGCGCGAGGCAGCGGACCGCGCCGCGCGCAUCAAGGAGCACGUCGCGGCCCACGCGCGCGACGCGCAGCACCGCUUCGAUCUGAGCUGGUAUAAAUUAGUUGUGGCGCAGCGGCGCGCCGCCAACAACGAGGAGCGCAUCGCCGCGCUGCGGAGGGAGAUCGACGGGCUUUGUGCCACGGCGGGCAAGAGGGAGCCCGGACAGGUGUUUGAGGAGGUCGAUCGCGGGAUGACGGUCGAGGAGAUGCGCGAGCUGGAUGAGGAGGUCGAUCGGAUUGUGGAUGACAUCCGGGAUGGUGGCGGGAUGCUGGGGCCGCGGGAGAGGGUGCCUGGGUCGUUUCGGAGCUUUGCGACGGAUUUGUGA
Anthostomella pinea is the source of this 1734-nucleotide messenger RNA. Lineage: Eukaryota; Fungi; Ascomycota; Sordariomycetes; Xylariales; Xylariaceae. The record is from the annotation of a GenBank genome assembly.